GCGGUAUAGGGAAGAUCUUGGGAGGAGAAGGGAAAGCAAAAUCUGAGGGGUAAAAGGAAAAUCUGAGAUAGCGCAGAAAAUAAAAAUAUUCAUUCGUGAAUGACACGGUUGACGACACCUCUCUCUCUCUCCCCACCAUUGACGGUUAGUCUCACAACGUUCUCAUCUGUUUCUCUCACUACUUUUCCCUCUGCUUCGAGCUUACUCCGGCGAACUCCAACUGCCGACUGGAUGCUUAGUUUGAGGUACCCAGCAGCGAUUUUUACCAGAAGAUUAGAGUCGAUUGAAUUUUCCAGGAGUAUUAGUAGCGUUGUGGUAUGUGCUGCAAAAGGUCCUCGACCAAGAUAUCCUCGAGUAUGGAAAACCAAUAGGAGAAUUGGGACCAUUUCCAAGUCAGUGAAGUUUGCUCAAUGUGUAAAGGAUUUAUCAAAUGUCAAAGAGGAAGUAUAUGGGGCUCUUGAUUCUUUCAUUGCAUGGGAGUUAGAGUUCCCCUUAAUUACAGUGAAGAAAGCUAUAAAGCUCCUUGAGACUGAAAAAGAAUGGAAGAGGAUAAUUCAGGUAACAAAAUGGAUGUUAAGCAAAGGUCAAGGAACAACAAUGGGAAGCUAUUUUAUAUUGUUAAAUGCUUUAGCGGAGGAUGGAAGACUUGAUGAAGCUGAAGAGCUGUGGAUGAAGUUAUUUUCAGAGAAUCUGGAGAGCACACCUCGCAUGUUUUUUGAUAAAAUGAUUGCUAUUUACUACCGCAGGGAAAUGCAUGAGAAGAUGUUUGAGGUAUUUGCUGACAUGGAAGAACUUGGCAUUCGACCAACUACUUCAAUCGUUUCAAAUGUUGGAGAUGUAUUUCAGAAGCUGGGUAUGUUGGACAAAUACGAAAAAUUGAAGAAGAAAUAUCCACCAUCGAAAUGGGAAUACCGAUACAUUAAAGGAAAGCGUGUUAAAAUUAGAUCAAAACAUCUUCAUAAACCCGAUGAUGCUGACAAGGCCGAAGAUGGGUUUGAUGAGGAAACUAACAAGAAUUCCAGUGGAAUGAGUAAGGAUACUAGAAUAAAAUCAGAUGAACUGGAUGAUGAAGCUAAUCCACAUGAUAAUUCUGAAGUAAGUUCAGAUGAACUUGAUGUACCUUUAAACUUUUCUUAACUAGCCAAAGAUUCUUUAUGUAUCAUUUCCUAAUGUCAUCAAUUUUCUCCUGUUUGGGAUGGGGGAAACCCUCAUGGAUUCUGGGUUGGGAUUUGUUAUUUAUUAUUUUAUUUUUUUGAAGGGUAGGGAUUUGUUAUAACUUAUAUUAUUCCAGAUAAAAUGGGAAAUGAUAAAACAGGACAUUUUAUGGUUGAGAUGUCCUGGGGUUGGUGAUUAUAGAAAUCAUCUGGGAUCUACAGUCAAGGUCCAUCUUGAAGCAAGAUAACACAUAUUACCCCCACUUUUAUUUAUUUAUUUAUUAUUAUUAUUACCCUUUUUUUUUUUUUUGGGUGGCUACAAUUCGUGCCGAGGUUCCUUUUGGGUACCAGAAGAAAAAUAAUAAAUCAUAAUAGUCAUUUACUGAAUUGGCUUCACUCCCAGAAGAUAUCAUGUGUUAGUCCUGUGCUAGCUUGUUAGUUUAAUCUCCUAUUUCAAUUACUCCAAAGAAUAUAUAUAAAAAAAAAUAAAAAAAAAUAAAAACAAACAAACAAACAAAAAAACAAAAGAGUCAAAAUUUAAUUCCUUGUGCGUGCAGCCUUUCAAAGUUUUAAGAGUUUUGGUUAGCUUGGUACUAGUAGCAGUUUCUAUAUUAUCUCUUCUUAGCUGACAAACCUAGUCAUUCCAAAAAUCAUGAAUUGAAAACAUAAAUACCCAUACAGUUAAAAACAAAGUACACAUUAGUUAUCUUGUCCUUGGAUUUGCAGUAACAUCAUCAUUUUUGAAUUCUUAAGCUACUUCCAUUUUUUUU
Messenger RNA from Cornus florida, 1924 nucleotides. RefSeq names its product pentatricopeptide repeat-containing protein At4g21190. Bases 100 to 1137 code for a protein of 345 amino acids. Gene Ontology annotation, molecular function: protein binding. NCBI's taxonomy places the organism in Eukaryota, Viridiplantae, Streptophyta, Magnoliopsida, Cornales, Cornaceae. The record is from RefSeq and is a predicted model, not a curated record. The transcript is spliced from 6 exons.